Zonotrichia albicollis (white-throated sparrow) is the source of this 2257-nucleotide messenger RNA. NCBI's taxonomy places the organism in Eukaryota, Metazoa, Chordata, Aves, Passeriformes, Passerellidae. The record is from RefSeq and is a predicted model, not a curated record.
GCCCCAGACUACAUCCUGUGUGACCCAUCCAUCCAGAGCAAGGUGGUGGAGAACAUCAAGGCCACUCUGAAGGAAUUCUAUGGGGAGGACGUGAAGUCAUCUCCAGACUAUGAAAGGAUCGUCAACCAGCGUCACUUCAAGAGGGUCAAGAGCCUGCUGGAAGGGCAGAAGAUUGCUCAUGGGGGAGAGACUGAUGAGGCCUCCUGCUUCAUAGCUCCAACCAUCCUCACGGAUGUUUCCCCGGAGUCAAAGGUGAUGGAGGAGGAAAUCUUUGGGCCAGUGCUGCCCAUUGUGCCUGUGAAGAGCGUGGAGGAAGCCAUUGAGUUGAUCAACGGUCGGGAGAAGCCCCUUGCCCUCUAUGUCUUCUCCAACAACAAGCAGUUAAUCAAGAGAGUCAUCUCGGAAACCUCCAGUGGUGGUGUGACUGGAAAUGAUGUCAUUAUGCAUUUCUUCCUCUCAACUUUGCCUUUUGGUGGUGUUGGGCACAGUGGGAUGGGCGCCUACCACGGCAAGCACAGCUUCGAGACCUUCUCCCACCGCCGCGCCUGCCUCAUCAAGGACCUGAAGAUGGAGAGCGCCAACAAGAUGCGGUACCCACCUGGCAGCCAGAAGAAGGUGGACUGGGCCAAGUUCUUCCUGCUCAAGAGGUUUAACAAGGCCAGAAUCGGGCUCUUUGUCCUGGCCCUGCUGGGGGUGGUGGCAGCGGUGAUGAUCAAGAGCCACCAGUCUGUGCUGAAGAGAAAAGCCCUGUUGGUUGUGCUGGCUGUGCAGAGGCUGGGCUGGCCCAGUGGGUGGUAAGGAGGAGCAGGUUUCAGAGCACUGCUGUGGCUGCCACAGUGAGGUGCUUAACUGAUGAAGAGAGGAGAAGGCACCAUGUGCUCAUCAUACUCUGGGUGCUGGCUUUGUGUCUGUUUCCUUAAGCUGGGAAGUCAUUCUUUUCUUUUGUUCUGGGUGAUUUCAGUGAGCUGUCGAGCACACAGAGUAGCCUUAGAGAGGCACUAACCACGAGAAGGCUCAGAUUCCUGUUUACUUAAAAGCCAUGCUGGAACAGAGGGACCACUGGGGACAAGCUCUCCGAAGGAGGACUGCAGAGCAAGAAAUUCCAGUCCCUGCCUGCACCUUGUGCCAUGCAGAGCUUCCAGGGACACACAGUGUCCUGCACCAAACCACUCACCUUCCUUCACUGACCAAAAGGAGCUGAAAUUUCAGCAGCCCUUGAGCUGAGAGUGUUUUCCCUGCAGUUUUGGGGAUGUUCUGAACACCCACCCUCCCAGUGACAAGCCUGGGACAGGCUGUGCUGCCCGAUGCAUUUGGCUGUGAAUAAACCCAGUGAGGUUCCCCUUGCCAUUUAAUUGAGGUGAAACCUUCUCACAUCUCUGCAAUCCAGAAUCAUCCACAGCUGCUUGCUGGGUUCUGUGUUUCAUCAUGUGCCUUUAACAGUUAUUUAGCAGUUAGAAAAUUCCAAAGGUGAUGCCUGUGCUGCCUGUGUUGUGCUGAGUGUCUCAUGCUAGAGCAAAAGAAUUUUCAGGCCUGUUCAGAGAAGUGGGAAUGACAAAUACCUUGUGGAUUAGCCCAGCCCCACGCAGCCACUUGCUUUUUUUCCUCUGUGGGAUGGGGAAGAGAAUUGGAAGAAAGUGAGAAAACUUGUAUGUUGAGAUAAAAAUUGUUUAAUGAAGUGAAAACUGGGCUUGCAGGCAGAUCAAAGCAAAUUAAGGAAUUUGUUAAUUAAUCCCCCUCAUCAGGCAGGUGUUCAGCCAUCCCCAGGAGAGCAGGGCAUCAUCACACCUGGUGGUGACUUGGGAAGACAAACACCAGAACUCCCAAUGUCACAAACCCAAAACAGCGCCAUCCUUCUACAAAGAAACUUAGUGUCUAGCACAAAAAUUGACUUCAUCCCAGUACAAAGCUGUUCCUGGUCAGGUUCCUCCAAGGGAAAACAAUUACUGGAAGAGUGUGUGUGUUCCUUCGUGUUUGAGCUUCUCAGGAUUCUGUAAUCUUGCACUGGGGGAUUAUGUGGGGCUUGUUCUAGCUUGGGGGAAGGAUGCUGAAGGAAUUGAAGGUGAAAGAGCCUUAGAACUAUUAUUGUUAAAGCAAACUGAAAAAAAUAUUACUAAAUGCAAUUACUAUAGAGUAGAAAAUUAUAUUUACUGUGCAAUAAGUGGGAUUUCUUCAUGUCUGGUGAAAAUCCAUGUGCUAAGCCUUUUUGAUGAUACAUUUUGCAAGGCACUAAAUAAACACUGAGAAUUUAAAUAAUCAA